This is a messenger RNA of Pundamilia nyererei, 572 nucleotides long. It is a transcript of the gene fbxo36a, whose product is annotated as F-box protein 36a. The coding region runs from base 33 to 479 and encodes 148 amino acids. The record is from RefSeq and is a predicted model, not a curated record. Gene Ontology annotation, molecular function: protein binding. The transcript has 4 exons. Lineage: Eukaryota; Metazoa; Chordata; Actinopteri; Cichliformes; Cichlidae.
UGUUUCGUAAGCAAGCUCACCGUCUACGAUUGAUGGGGGUAAUACUAACCUCAUGGAGGAUUUCUUUGCGACUUGAAUGCCGAGGUCUUCCCCCAAAUCAGCAGAAGACAUCUCAUCAGGACUUCCAAAAUGAUAAAACUCUACAGUAUGAAGUCGGUGCUGUUUUUGGGCAAAGGAUCCUGGAUUACACAGCAGCACUGUGCCAAGGAAAGUUUGAUUACCUGGAGCGUUUACCUGAUGACAUCAUGCUCCGAAUCAUGUACUGCCUCGAGCUGAAAGACACGGCACUGCUGGCACAGACGUCACGCAGAUUCAAAACGGUGAGGACAACGCUCUUCAGCUCUGAGAAGUUUUGGGAGCAGACUGUGAGGAACUGCGCUGGGUUUAACAGGGACAUUGAGGACAUAGCCAGUGCCAUGGGCUGGAAGAGCACCUUUCUAACUUUUUUCCACAACAGUGAUGAUAAAAAACAGCAGUAAAAUAUAUAUUCAAAAACAAACCCUUUUAUUAUUGUUGCAAAACAAGUAAAAUCACACUGGCUCAUUAGCAAACUAAAAAAGACUUCAGUGAUG